Messenger RNA from Leopardus geoffroyi (Geoffroy's cat), 482 nucleotides. RefSeq names its product histone H2A type 1-B. Gene Ontology annotation, molecular function: DNA binding; protein heterodimerization activity; structural constituent of chromatin. The record is from RefSeq and is a predicted model, not a curated record. Lineage: Eukaryota; Metazoa; Chordata; Mammalia; Carnivora; Felidae. The transcript is spliced from 2 exons. Gene Ontology annotation, cellular component: nucleosome. The coding region runs from base 16 to 399 and encodes 127 amino acids.
CCGAUACCACUCGCUAUGUCUGGACGCGGAAAGCAGGGCGGCAAGGCUCGCGCCAAGGCCAAGACGCGCUCGUCGCGGGCCGGGCUGCAGUUCCCUGUCGGCCGCGUGCACCGCCUGCUCCGCAAGGGCAACUACUCGGAGCGGGUCGGGGCCGGCGCGCCCGUGUACCUGGCGGCCGUGCUGGAGUACCUGACGGCCGAGAUCCUGGAGCUGGCGGGCAACGCGGCCCGCGACAACAAGAAGACGCGCAUCAUCCCGCGCCACCUGCAGCUGGCCAUCCGCAACGACGAGGAGCUCAACAAGCUGCUGGGCCGCGUCACCAUCGCGCAGGGCGGCGUCCUGCCCAACAUCCAGGCCGUGCUGCUGCCCAAGAAGACCGAGAGCCACCACAAAGCUUAGGGCAAGUGAGGAGUUACCCACUCACGGUCCCUGCCCCAAACAGUGAAAGGUUCUCUUCUCAGAGCCACCAAACUUCUCGAGAA